This is a messenger RNA of Mercenaria mercenaria, 626 nucleotides long. Its product is annotated as 40S ribosomal protein S23-like. Gene Ontology annotation, biological process: translation. Lineage: Eukaryota; Metazoa; Mollusca; Bivalvia; Venerida; Veneridae. The record is from RefSeq and is a predicted model, not a curated record. The transcript has 5 exons. Gene Ontology annotation, cellular component: cytosolic small ribosomal subunit; ribosome. Gene Ontology annotation, molecular function: structural constituent of ribosome. The coding region runs from base 1 to 588 and encodes 195 amino acids.
AUGGAAUGGAAUCAACAUGCAAUAUGGAGAAAUGGACCUGAAGACUCCCCAAGCGGGAAACCAGACCUCAUGUACUAUAUGCCCGAAUUGUUUGUUUGGCAGAUUUCCUUAACAGUUACGAAGAUAAAAUGUAAAGUUUUACCAUGCGUUAUUUUCUUUUCAGGUAAGCCACAUGGUAUCAGAACUGCCCGUAAAUUUGUGAACCAUCGCCGAGAACAGAGAUGGCACGACAAAGAUUACAAGAAGGCUCAUUUGCCUUCCAGAUGGGUGAAACCCUUCCAGGGAUCUUCCCAUGCAAAAGGCAUUGUUCUUGAAAAAGUUGGAGUAGAAGCUAAGCAGCCAAACUCUGCUAUCAGGAAGUGUGUGAGAGUACAGCUGAUCAAAAACGGCAAGAAGAUCACAGCCUUUGUACCCAAUGAUGGUUGCCUCAACUUCAUCGAAGAAAACGAUGAGGUGUUGGUUGCUGGUUUUGGUAGAAAAGGUCACGCUGUAGGAGAUAUUCCCGGUGUCCGUUUCAAGAUCGUCAAGGUCGCCAACGUUUCACUGUGGGCACUGUUCAGAGGAAAGAAAGAACGACCAAGGUCUUAAGCUGUAAUAUUUGCUUAAUAAACCUUUGUACAAAGAAA